Histoplasma capsulatum G186AR is the source of this 2970-nucleotide messenger RNA. RefSeq names its product trimethyllysine dioxygenase. Bases 1 to 2790 code for a protein of 929 amino acids. Gene Ontology annotation, molecular function: iron ion binding; trimethyllysine dioxygenase activity. Gene Ontology annotation, cellular component: peroxisome. The record is from RefSeq and is a predicted model, not a curated record. Lineage: Eukaryota; Fungi; Ascomycota; Eurotiomycetes; Onygenales; Ajellomycetaceae. The transcript has 18 exons. Gene Ontology annotation, biological process: carnitine biosynthetic process.
AUGAGCGGACCCGGAGUUGGACAUCAGUUCCCAAGCCAGGAUGUGAGCUGGACCAAAAGAGACGCACUUCUCUUCGCAAAUAGUAUUGGGGCAAAGGCAGAUGAACUUCAUUUUCUCUAUGAACUACAUCCAAACUUCACUCUAUUCCCAACAUAUCCUAUUAUCCUCCCUUUCAAACUCACAAACCAAGAAGUAACCGACUUCUACGCGCAGAAAACUGGAAAUGCCAUCCCUGGUGUUCCCAACUUCGACUCCCGCCGCGUUGUUGACGGACAGCGCAAAAUGACCUUUCUCAAGCCCCUACCUGUCUCUAGUGCGGGCCGCCAGUUCGAACUGCGGAGCUCAGUUAUUGGCGUCUAUGAUAAAGGAAAGGUGGGAUCUGUCGUUGAGACGGAGCAGCAGAUUGUCGAUAAAGAGACCGGGGAAAUCUAUACCAAGGCUGUUGGGAGUGGGUUCUUCGUUGGGCAGGGAAAUUGGGGUGGCCCGAAAGGUCCGGCUACGGUGAAUUACCCUCCUCCCAAGGAUAAGGAGCCGGAUGUUGUCUACGAGUACCAGACAGAUGCGAAUACACCGUUGCUCUACCGUUUGAAUGGUGACUAUAACCCUCUCCACGCCACGCCGGAGCCAGGACAGAAAAUGGGUUUUGGCGGUGUCAUUAUCCACGGCCUGUUCAGCUGGAACAUGGCAGCCCACGCAAUCCUGAAGACAUUGGGUGGUAGUAACCCGAAGAAUCUCAAAGAGUUCCAGGCACGAUUUGCGUCCCCGGUGAUCCCCGGGGUAAAGCUGAUCACUGAGAUUUGGAGGACGGGGAAGCCCGAAGGUGGAUUUGAAGAAGUUGUGUUUGUGGUUAAGAAUGGCGAGGGAAAAGUUGUGUUGAGCAAUGGUCGGGCGUUGGUCAAUAUUGUUGGUGGGAAUAGUAAGCUAAGGCAAGUGGGAGGGUUUGCGGGAAUGAGUGGCUGGUUGCCAUAUAACAGACAGCUAGAAGAUAUUUUCCAGCCUUUUGCAGGAGAUGUCAUGGAUGAUAACACAUUCGACCUGUUCACCCAAUCUCCUCCACUGAGAGCCGAUGACGGAUCCGACAAUAAUGACAGCAAAUCUGCAGAACUACAAGCAAUCAACCACAUCCGCGACAUCCUUGACCUCUCAAUGCUGCCUGCCCUUGCAACACACAAUUUUCAAAGUCCUGUAUUUCUCGGCUAUGGUUCAGCAGAUGAGAAGGUCUCAGUGAAUCUGGGGCAGUCUAUGGUUGACUUUCUGCAAAAGAGGCUCGACAUGGAUGUUACAUGGAAGGCGUAUGGAGGUUUUGGUCAUUGGUGCAAGAUUCCUGAUGAGAUUGAUGACAUUGUUCGGUUUUUUGAAGGAGAAGAAGCAGCCAUUGGUAGAAUCACAUCAGCCAUGAAUUCUUCCUCCUUCGUGCCUAUCAAAAGAGCCAUUCAGGUUGUAGGCGAAAGAAUUCCAAGCACCAGCUUUGUAUAUCAAGCAUGCAGAGGACAACCGGCAAUCACAUCAUGGUCUGCUAGAAAGGCGCAUUCCUACGGCCUUAGUUUUCCUGGACGAGCCCGUAUGGGGUCUAUGGGAUUAUUUUCAUCCCUUGCUGCCAAUCAUCACCCAGCAGCGCUCGCCGGAGCUGCGAAACAUUCCGGCGCUGUGAGCGAGCAAGGUUAUCCACCUGUCUCGGUUGACCUUCCUGGGGGAGUUACGGGCAAAUGGCCGAGUCUAUGGUUAAGAGAUAACUGCCAGUGCAAGAAAUGCAUUCAUCCUGACACGAGGCAACGGCUUGUGGAUACAUUUUCGAUACCCGGAGAUAUUCAUCCAUCAACAGUGAGAAAGUUGGACAAUUAUUUAGAGAUUGAAUGGGCAAAUGACGGCCAUACCAGUACCUAUAGCUAUUCCUGGUUAUCAGAGCAUCAUCUCAAGCAGAGGGGGGAAUCAGACAUUGUUAGAUUCGGGGCUGAGAAACAAUCUGUUUCGAAUGAUCCUAAUACAUACCCCACUGUCUUGUACGACGAGGUCAUGCUAUCAGAUGAUGGCGUUCGAAAAUGGACAGAUCAAAUUUACCGGUGGGGCUUUUCUUUUGUCAAGGGAUGCCCGGCAACCCCUGAAGCUACGGAGAAGCUCCUGGAACGAAUAGCAUUCAUCAGACCAACACACUAUGGUGGAUUUUGGGACUUCACAUCCGAUCUUUCUCUAAAGGACAUGGCCUACACAACAGAAGGUCUUGGCGGCCAUACCGAUACCACGUAUUUUACCGAUCCGGCAGGCCUUCAGAUGUUCCAUAUGCUCUCCCAUACCAACGGUUCUGGUGGAGAGUCACUGCUCGUCGAUGGCUUUGAGGCUGCUAAGACCCUCUACAAUGAGGACCCAGAGGCUUAUGAGGUUCUGAAAGAAUUUGGCGUCGAUGGGCAUGCUAGUGGCAAUGAGCAUGUCUGUAUCCAACCGGCGUGUCCGUUUCCAGUCUUUAACCAUCACCCGAUUACUGGAGAACUGUAUCAAGUCCGAUGGAAUAAUGAGGAUAGGAGGCCAAUGGUCAACGGGUCUCCGGAGGAAAUAAGCAAAUGGUACGCUGCAGCACGGAAAUGGAAUGAAAUCAUUACGAGGAAGGAUAUGGAACAUUGGUUUCAGUUGGAUCCAGGUUCCCCAAUGAUAUUUGACAACUGGAGAAUGCUCCACGGUCGGGCGCCAUUUUCGGGGAAGCGGAGGAUAUGUGGUGGCUACGUGAAUCACGACGAUUUCAUGUCUCGAUACUGGUUGCUUAGGUAUGGGCGAGAGAAAGUAUUGAAUAAAAUAUAGUUGGUUAGAUAUGUUGUAUACAAAAAGCACAUACAGGAUCCUCGUAAAUAUGCAUUCUUCUUGAGAAUAUCAGUAUGCUUUGAAAAUAAUAAGGAUGGAGUCUGUUUGUAUAUCACAUGACCCAUAAUGGCAGGAGGCUAGUCCAGAUCAGGAAUAGCAACAUUGGCCUCAUGUAAUCUG